UAUGAACGUUUCAAGUAGCGCUUCCCUCCUGUAAUUGGCUAAAGAAAGAAACAUAUUGUAUAUUUCACUCUGCGGUAUAAAGGAUUCCAGUAAGCUUGCUUCAUUUCACUUGGAAAGCCGCGGAGCUUCAUAUGGUGCUGUUCUGGGUAAGCCUCUUAUAGAGUCCCUGCUACAGCAGAUGCGGGGAGAAUGCCAAUGAGGAGCUCCUGCUGGGAGAGAAACUGUCGGCUGUUCUGCUGUCUGCGCCGGAGCCGCGUCUGCCUGCGCGCUCGGGCUGUUAGGGACUCACAACAAAUACUGGAACAUUCCCUGCUCAAACAAGUGGAGAAGAUGGAGUAAGAGGGCAGGUCCCUGCGGAUCCGGGCCGUCGGGAAACUACAGAACCCCGUCUCUGCGCGCCCGAGCAGAGCCAUGCUCCCCCAGAAACCCGGCCGGGUGUCGGACCCGUUCGGAGGGGAGCGGCCGCAGGGCCGGGUGUCGGACGCCGGGACCCAGAAACACUCCCGGGUGUCGGACCCGUUCGGAGGGGAUCGCCCCCAGGUGCCGCCGCGGCGCCUCAGGAGCCGGGACUUCCCGGUGAUCGCGCGGCGCCGGCGCUCCGGCUCCGCGCCCGAGCGCAGGGUCAACUGCGUCCUGGUGGGAGACGGAGCCGUGGGCAAGACCAGCCUCGUCGUCAGCUACACCACCAACGGAUACCCCGCAGAAUAUGUCCCCACUGCGUUUGAUAACUUUACAGUGAUGGUUGUGGUUGACGGGAAACCCGUGAGGGUGCAGCUGUGCGACACCGCGGGACAGAAAUGGGGGCUGGUUGACGAAUCCGUUAAUGAUGAGCUGGAGCGCUUCCGGCCGCUGUGCUACAAGAACGCUGACGUGUUCCUGCUCUGCUACAGUGUGGUGCGUCCCUGCUCCUUCCGUAACCUGACGGACAAGUGGCUCCCUGAGAUCCGCCAGCAGUGCCCCGGUGUGCCCCUGGUGCUGGUCGCCACCCAGCUGGACCUGCGGGAGGACGUGCAGGUGCUGAUCCACCUGGCGCAGAACCAGCAGCGGCCGGUGGGGACGGACGAGGGCCGGCGGCUGGCCCAGGAGCUCGGGGCCGUCGGCUUCGCAGAGUGCUCGGCGUUGACUCAGAAGAACCUGAAGGAUGCUUUUGACUCUGCCAUCCUGGCCAGCUUCCAGCUGACGGACAGCGGCGUCCAGCAGCAGAGGCUCACGCUCAGGAAAAAGACUCCCGAUAAGAUCAAGAGCCUCUCCGAGUCCUGGUGGGGUAAAAUUAGCUGUCUGGUGGGAGAGCAGAGCUGCCAACUGAAGUGAAAAGCUGCACGGAUACAAACCUGCGUUAGAUGAAUGUACUUUUUAUUCAACAGCUGACCAGAUGUGGCCAGAUGGGUGAAGGUGAUCACCACACAUGGACAACGCAACACUAUUCAGAGUUCAACAAUGUCCUUUGUUUCACACCUUAACAUAGUAUUUUGCAAUAUUGAUUACUUGUAGAUUGUUUAUUUAACUAUAUAUAUUUAUUUAUGUAUUGAGUUUUAUUGUUUCCACUGCCAGUGAUGGUUCUGCUCAGAAGCCUUGAAUAAAGUUUCUUACCUCUGCCUACACGAGGGCAGAGCAUCUCCUGGGUGAUUUGGCUCUAAUCUCUGGUUAAGCCGAAGAUCACAACUUUGCACAGCUCCCUGGUCCGACUCAGUCGGCCGGCUGCAGCCGCCUCUAAUAGAAGCAGACAGGACCACCUGGCCUGGAUUACACCAGCAUAUGGAGCCUGACGCGCUCACAUCACUACUGAUCACACCUCAACAAGCAGGACAAGCUGGCUGCUCCACUUUCAAGGGUUCACUGACUGUCGUGUGCAGCCCGGCAUAAGAAUAAGAUAGAAAUGGAUCAUGCUUUUUCUUAUAUCUUAUAUGAAAUUAUUCAUACAGUUGUAUAAACUGACCUUUUGUAAAGACAUUUUACACAGAAUUCAAAAUAAACCUCAGUGGUUUAAUGAAAUAAAACAAGUAUUUACAAUAAAAGACACAUUAGUAGCAAAUGUUUAUGUCUCCCUCUC
Molecule: messenger RNA, 2050 nt
Organism: Cololabis saira (Pacific saury)
Lineage: Eukaryota; Metazoa; Chordata; Actinopteri; Beloniformes; Belonidae
Product: rho-related GTP-binding protein RhoU-like
Exons: 4
Coding region: 412-1311 (299 amino acids)
Biological process (GO): small GTPase-mediated signal transduction
Molecular function (GO): GTPase activity; GTP binding
Source: RefSeq, a predicted model, not a curated record